Molecule: messenger RNA, 6092 nt
Organism: Dreissena polymorpha
Lineage: Eukaryota; Metazoa; Mollusca; Bivalvia; Myida; Dreissenidae
Exons: 2
Coding region: 237-971 (244 amino acids)
Cellular component (GO): nucleus
Molecular function (GO): transcription regulator activity
Source: RefSeq, a predicted model, not a curated record
GUUAAGUUUAUUUGCUCCGUAUAGCCUCGCUUCCAUCACGGAGUCGCGACAUGGACGAAAUGAGAAGCCUUAGGAAAAAAAGUCGACGAAAACACUAGGAAAGAUUGUUUAUUAUGUGCUUAUUUGUGUGUUACUUGUGACUGAAAGGGGAAAGACACUUCUUUCCAGGUGAUGUCAUAUUUUACAGACGUUUCCUGACCAUCUAAGGCUACUGCAUCAGAUUUUAAUGUUUGAAAAUGAUCCCUGUAUCAUUGAAUUUCAACAUGGGCCAAGGAAUAAAAAGAAAACUGGAUGUUUAUGAAACAGAGAAAACACCACAAAAUCAAAGGCAGUCCAUUGUGGACAUAUCAGUUUGCAAACUUCAAGUCAACAAAAGUGUAAAGAAAGUAGAGCCAUCACUUCUACGUUCAGUACUUAUCUUAAAUACUUUAAAACAUAUUGAAUCUGAAUUACGAAAAGAAGGACAUUGUGCGCCAACAAAUACAACUGCAAUGGACAUUCCUGAAGUGAAUCCAAACUCGACAGUCAUAGACUUCUUACCUGAUCAACCCAUUCAGGUGUCGAACGAUUCUAACAGCGCAACAGAACAAUUUGGACCACUUCCAUCCAUCGAUACUUUUGUUGGAAACAGAUCAGUUUCAUCAGAGAAGAUAACAAUGGAAACUUCUUCAUUUCCAGUUAUUACAGAGUCUUCACUAACAACCAUUUACCCAACAACACUGCGGAUUGAUGAUAUUUUCAAUGAUUUAGAAUUUAAUAUAGCCGACUAUGAUAUAUUUUCAAGUGUUGGAAAUAAUAAGCUAACUCCUCUCAGUGCUGAUGAGGUUCUACAUUCCUGUCCAAAUUCAUCAUCACCGUUUGGUAGUGACUCUUUUGCUACGCUUUCUAAUGCAUCUCUAUCUCCUUUCUGUAAAUCAGAAUCAGCAUUUGAAGAUCUGGACAAUAUCAUGCAAAUUCUUGUUGGAUCGUGACCUGAUUUAAAUCAAUGUUAGCUUUACUUCCUAGGCAUGGAGUUUGUCAUGAACAUUAAAAAAGCUAGCAUUGAUCACUUUCUUAAAUCUUCAUGAAGCAAUCAUAAAUAAAACUGAUGGAAAGUAGAUUCCACAUGGAGUUUAGACGUCGGAAUGUGAAUGAAAUGUUGAUGCAUUUGGAUCAUAUUUGAUGAAAGUGACCUUUUGAACUGUGCCUAGUCUUGCUUGAUGUGCAAUGAGAACCACAUGGAGUGCUGUCUGUGCCACAGACUGUGAUGUUAGUUCUAGGCAUGACAGUAAACACUCACCAUUUCAUGCAAUAUAAGUUAAUCAAAACUUGUUACUGUUUGUAUUAUUGUGUUAACGGACAUAUUCAUUUUAAAUUAUUUAUUGUUCAUGGCCAUUUUAGAAGUGUUAUUUAUUUAUUUAUGAAAAGUGAAAAAACUACUUGUUUAUUUAUUGACAUGUAUUGAGUAUAAAGAAAGGAGGAUUGUUCUUGGUGUUGUUGGUAUGUCAGUAUACCAAUUACCCUUGUGUAUUUUGCUUUAGUUUAUGGUAUAUAAGACAUAUCUUGUUCUUAGAUGUAGAACUUAAGUAGAGAUUAAAGAAAUUUCUUAUAUUACAUCAUUUUAACAAUGGCACAUACACUAAUAUAAACAUGGCCAACUACUUGGACACCUUUGCAUACAUGGCAUGUUCUGAAGUAAGUUUUGGGCUUAAAUCAAUAUAACAAGUCGAAUCAGAAGCAUUAUAAUAUAUACAAUGUUUUUUUACAAACAAACAAUUUUGUUUUUAUUCAUUUAAAAAUUAUUUUAUAGUUUAAAAAAUGAUGAUGAUCUGAACCACUUGUACCAAGACUGGCUAGCUGCAUAAAACGAUGGACUACUAAUGCAAAAAUCGCGGGCUUGAUUUUGAAUCAGCCACAUUACUUGUGUGGGAUUGGUCAAUAAAUCCUUUCUGCAGCUCCUUUCCCCUAUAGCUGUGUUUUUAAAGGCAUUUGUUAGUUAAUUGCACUUAGUAUGUUCAGUAAGCACUGUUAACCAGCGAACCCAACAAGUUGGUAAGCUGACCGCCAUAAUGUUACUGAAAUACUGUCGAAAACAGCCAAACAAACAUCUAAAACAAAACAACAUCUCCACUCUCUAUGAAAUGCGAUAAUAAAGUUCUCAAAAUCCAUUGUUUUCCAUACUGAAUGUUAACUUUGAAUCUACUUGAACUUGCUGUGAUACAAGUUAUGGUAAGGUGUAGAAAUAUCUCAAUUAUUAAUAUUGUUGUUAUAUUUGCCAUAUAUAUUUUGUAUUGGACAGUUUUAUUAAUGUAAAUAAUUCAACUUGUUUUAAUAUUAUAGAUAGCUUGUGGUAGGAAAUAUGUCCGUCAAAAUACAAAGAAGCUGUGCCCUGCUCUUUUUUAGCUCACCUGAGCACAACGUGCUCAUGGUGAGCUUUUGUGAUCGCAUUUUGUCCGUCGUCCGUUGUGCGGCGUCAACAUUUGCCUUGUUAACACUCUAGAGCCCUAAUAUUUUAAAGGGUAAAAGUGAACAUUUCAGAUUAAAGAAAGAUAUAUUUUGUAAUGUUUGUACACAUACAAGGCAUAUUUAAGAAAUGCUCAUAAAAGGUACAUCUAGUAUGAAGGUGAAGAAAUUGUGUUAUUGCAAGUACAUUUUUUACAAAAGAAAUGAACUAGGGGUUUGAAAGUUUAUGCAACUUAGCAAGAGUGGUAAAUUCAUUGGUCAGUUAAUGCAAAAUGGUUCCAAAACCGAAAACACAUAAAUUGCUUGUGGUUGAUAUUCCAUUGAUGGCAAUAUUGGUUGUUAAACUGAAAUGUGAUAUGGAGCUUUUAAUGUGCACAAAUUGUGUGAUGUCAGGGUGGACUUACAUGUGGAGGUGCUGGAUAGUUUGAAUACUUUGCUUUGUCUUACGCAAUCUGUAAAUAUACAAUUUUACUAUUUAUUUGAUAAUUAUGGUAUAUCAUAUGUGUGUGUGCAUGCAUGCGCAGCAUGCGUGUGUGUGUGCUAUACAUUCACUUGAAUUUUAUAAAAACUUUGCAUGUACAGCGAUAUAGCUACACUAAAAAUGUCAAGUGGCCUGACAAAACAGCAAGGCCACUUAAAUUAAAGUCUGUUGCAUGGUAAAAUUUGUACAUUGUAAGGGACAUAAUUAUGUUGUUUGUUUGUUUUUCAUUUAAGAACUAAUAUUCAAUCAACCUUCAGCAUGCUUCCAUGUGAUAUGCUUUUAUUAAAUAAAAUUUAGUGUUCAUACAUGUAAUGAUUAAUACAGUAUCAUAAAGGAAGGGUCCCCUCUGUGACUCUGUUUUAGCUAAAUCCCUACAUAAAUAUUGAAAGAAAAAUUGUUGUGAAAUGUCUUAAUCAAAGAAGUAAGGGUUUAAGAUAGAAGGAAGUUUUUAGAAAUGCUUUUUAAUGCUUUUACUGAUAUAUUUAAUAUUAUCUGCAUUAAUUCAAUAAUAAUAAAUAUUUGGUACUGUUGAAAUUAUUGUUCAAGAUAUUUAGCAACUUUGCCAUAAUUAUUGUAAAAUUUUGCUGUAUUUUGUAAUGUGAAUGCAUCUUAUGUACCAAAGAACAUGUUUCAAAUAGUGUUAUCUACAUGCGUUUAUGCAUAUCAUUUGUGUCCAAGACAAGGUUUGAUCAUACUGCAUGAGUAUUCAGGCUUGACAAUCACACAAUUAUAAGCCUUUUCUAAGUAUUUUGUUAAGGCACAGUGGUAAAGACCCUCAGUUGACAAUGGGUUUUCUUUUAAUUUGAAAUAUCUUAUAUUAAAUUUCACAUACAUCAGCAAAUAUUAAAUAACAAGGAUUCGAUUUUCACUGGUCAUUUUUAAGCCUCCACGGAUUGGAUUGCAUUAAGAAUUGUACUUGUCUGCCUUUCUGCUUACAGAAGCUUUCAUUUUCAACUCGUCUUAAAACUGCAGUAUGGAUCUUUCUGUAAUUGAACAAAUUUAAUUAACUUAUUGUGUAGAUGAUCAUAAAGAAGGAAUUUUGGCUGCAACAAAUUUGAGCACAAUGAUGGUCAUGUUUCUGUGUGUGUCCCAAAGCUUGUGUUAACGAUUCCUUUUUAACCACUUGUUUGAUCUCUCUGAUACUUUUGAAUUUCUGAAAUGUGUAGAUGAUUGUAAAUAAAGACAUUAUUGCAAAAUAAUGGCCUUAUGUCUAUUUUUCCACUAAAUUAUCUUUAAUCCCCAAACAAUUUGUUUUCUAUUCCUCUUUUAUAACUUGACAGAUCUCUCUCAAACAUGUACUUAAAUGACCCUAAUGUGCGGAUGAAUGUUAAGAAAAAAAUUCUCGCAGGAACCUUUUUUGUUUUGUUUUUAAUAUAAAAUACAAUGUCUCAAAAUUUUGUGUUUUCAAUGACUCUUUUACUGCAAGGUGGUUUUUGUUGAUCUAUAACCAUCAUUCAUAGAAGAUGAUUUUAAAGAAAUAAAUUUCAGCAGUUUUUGUUUUUUCACUAAUAAUGUAAAGUCUCAAAAUUCUGUGUUUUUAACUUCUCUUACUUAUUUUCCGAUCUCCCUCAAAGUCACACAGCUGACUGAAUUACCGUAAUGUAGAUUUGCUAGCUGAGAAAGGACUUUUGGUUCUGACCAAUUUUUUGCUGAACGAUGCCCUUUCUUUGUGUCAACUGUAGAAUAUAUGGUAUAAGUGGCUUUGUACUAAAUGCUUUAUGAAGCUAAAACGUUGUAUGACCCAACUGCAAUAGUGUUUAAUAUUGUGUCCACAUUUUUAUAAAAGUGGUCUAAGUUAAUUGAUGUUUGCAUGUGUUAUCAUGAUUUUUAUACACAUUUUUGUCUCAUAGUUUCUUUUGUAAUAACAAGAUUGUGUAAAUAUUCUAUUAACUUAUUUAUUGAAUCAAAACGUCAUGCAGAAUCUAUACAACUGUGGUUGCUCAUUAUGUUGUUGGAUUUAUUACAUUUUGUAAAUAUAUUAUAUUUGUACAGAUUUUAUAUAAACAUUUGUAAACCAUUGUAUUUUGAUAAGAUUCAUAAUCAUGUGAAUGAUUGCAUUCUGACAUCCAUCAUUGUUUUAGAUGUCUUCAACUGUUACCACCUGUCUGAAGUUAAGUUAACAAGGACUAGCAAUAUGGGCAGUAGUUGUAUGUUGUUUGUUUCAAUGUGUGAUAUGUGCUAGUAUUGAACAGGCUGGUCAUGAUUCUUAGUUGUAUUGUAUAUGUUCUCUACAAUUUUUUUUAUAUAAUUUAGCAUAGCUAACUUAGUGAACCAAUGAGAAGGAUGUGGAUCUACUUUCUCCGUAACUCCCACAUUUUUUUCUACAACAUUAUUUUUGAAUUGAUGUACUGGAAAGUGACUUAUUGUGGAUGAAAAGAAUUCUUCGUUUGUUUUUAUUUGUCAUAAAAAAACGUUUUCUGUAUGCUCAUAUUACAUGGUUUUACUUGUUUUUUAUGCAAGUUUCAACUCUUGUAAUGGUGUCCUAACUGCCAAAAUGUUAAGCAUGAGAGUAUGGCACAUGAUGCCGAUAAAUCAAACUACGUGGUUUUCAUAGGCAAUGUUGUUUUUUUUUUAUUUCUUAUUCAUGAAAUGAAAACUUUUUUCCCCAAUCAUUCUAAGUCGAUUAAAAAAAAAAAAAUUGUUCCAGGGAAAAACAUGGCACACAGGUGGUGGGGCAAUGUCUUUUUAUGGCUAAAACCUAGUGACCUGUAUUAAAUUCUGUUUGUUUUUUAUAUCAAAAAUGGUUCCAUACAGUUAUAAAAUAGAUCAUCAGGUGGGAUGUGUGUGUGUGGGGGGGGGGCAGUUUUACUUGUGUGGCUACUCUAAAAUCAUGUGAACACUCUAGAAGUCACAUGUUUGACUCACCAAUACAAAGUUCUUUGGCACCUCAUGUUAACGCCUUUGGGAUUCUGAUCCUUCGGUUUCAUUUAAUAUACGAAAUGAUAGCAACGAAUGUUAAUAUUUCAGUGUUAUUAAGAACUAAUUCAAAUGUUCAGUUGGUAUUAGAUUUUAAAUCACUAUUGUUGAUUACUUUAUGCAAAUGUUGAAACAGUUUUUAUGUUGUUUUAUGUAUGUGCAACUGUUGAAAUAAUGAUCAAUUUAAGGAAUGUGUCAUUGAAAAAAGCUGUACUCUCGAUAUAUUAUAUAUUAUAAUAAACAUUUUAUUAUG